Molecule: messenger RNA, 1212 nt
Organism: Quercus robur (English oak)
Lineage: Eukaryota; Viridiplantae; Streptophyta; Magnoliopsida; Fagales; Fagaceae
Product: protein BPS1, chloroplastic-like
Exons: 6
Coding region: 555-992 (145 amino acids)
Source: RefSeq, a predicted model, not a curated record
GUUUGGAUUGAGCUUAUUUUUGCUGAAACUGAAAACUGAAAACUGAAAACACUGUAGCAAUUAAGUAAAAAAACGCGUGUGAUGAAUUUGGCUGAAAUUACUGUAGCGCUACUGAAAUUACUGUAGCAUAUAAAUACCAAAAUUUUACUCUGAUUUUCAUUUCCACUCCUCACCGUACCCUAGCUAAGCCUCUGCUGCGGAGAGUUCACGCCCAUCCGAGAUUGAUGAAGGAAGACCUACAUCGGUCCGACGCCGGCGAAGAGCCCAGGUGAGAAAUCCAUCUAUCGGAAGACAACACCAGUCCGACGCCGGCGUCAAACCUUCCUUCCAGAAACCCAUUUCACCCUUUUCCCUCCGUCGCUCGAGCUCCGACCCAUGACACAUCUCUUCCCAUAAAUAUAUAGGGUCCUUUUUUUGUUCGAUUAGCAAGAUUGUUGGUUUUAUCUGCGAAUGGAACCCGAUUUACCCAGUACUGAAGUGCCCAUAAUUUAAUUGUUUCAGUUAACCAUUGAAAGUGUUCAGAAGGCUGGCAAUGGUUGCUCAGAAAAUGAAAGAUGUUUGAGGGGAAGGUGUUGGGAAAUGAUCUCGUUGAAGAAGAGAGGGAACUUUCUAAGUCUUCAACUAAUAAGGCUCCAAUAUUAUUUCGUCUGUGGCACCAUGUCCGAGAAGAGGCUGCUAAAGGAAAUGGGGUUGCUAUCAAUCUAUUUGCUAGACGCCUUGUAACUUCUUGUCAUGGCAUUCCCUUAGGUGGUAUAGGUGUCUUUGCUUCAGCCUUCUCCGGUUUUCGAAGAAAGUUGUUUGAUUUGAAUGUUGAUGACAAAUAUUUGUGGGCACAAGCUUUGACCGGUUUGCAAACUAGCAUUAAUAGCGAAAUUAGAAAUUUAUAUUCAACUGGAAGAUUUACAGUUUUGAAAGAGCUCGAAGCAGUUAAUACAAGUGUAAAGAAAUUGUAUCCCAUGAUCCAAGAUGGUGUGGACUUUCAGAGGGACUAGUACAUCUUCGUACAAACCAAUAUGAUGGCUUUUUUCAUGUAGUUUUAAUUGGGCGUGAUGCUUUGCUCUAUAAUGUUAGAGAGAGUAGUAGUGUCUCUGACCCAAAGCUAGGUUGCAAAGUAGUAGAAAGAGUACAAUCUUAAUUAUUGAUUCUUUUCUAUUUGAUAUUAUUCUACCUGAAUGGCUUUUUUUUAAAUCAAGUUUCCUGAUUAAUGUCAUU